Messenger RNA from Rhagoletis zephyria (snowberry fruit fly), 471 nucleotides. Its product is annotated as syntaxin-5-like. Gene Ontology annotation, biological process: vesicle-mediated transport. Lineage: Eukaryota; Metazoa; Arthropoda; Insecta; Diptera; Tephritidae. Gene Ontology annotation, cellular component: membrane. The record is from RefSeq and is a predicted model, not a curated record.
AUUGGCAAAAACAUAGCAAGUGCAUAUGCCAAGUUGGAAAAAUUGACAAUGCUGGCUAAAAAGAAGAGUCUUUUUGAUGAUCGACCGCAAUAGAUUCAAGAAUUGACUUACAUCAUGGUGUAUGCGUUACAAUCUAAAUUAGCCAGCAUGGGCACCGACUUCAAACAGAUACUAGAAGUGCGUAUAAAAAAUCUCAAACAACAAAAAGCACGUCGGUAUCAAAUCGGGCAGUCACCAAUUGCUGCUAGCACUGUUCGCUCGAGUACAGCGAAACAGGGCUCCUUGCUGUUAAGCGAAGAGAAUACGGCCGUAAGCAUUGACAUGGCCGCAAGUGAUACAACACCAUUGCUGGGUGCAGUCGGAGGUAGUGGAAUACAGACGCAGCAGCAGAUUGCAUUAUAUGAUGACUUCGAUAGUUACGUGCAACAGCGGGCUGAGACUAUGCAGAACAUUGAAUCGACUCAAGAAUGA